Molecule: messenger RNA, 2019 nt
Organism: Fomitopsis serialis
Lineage: Eukaryota; Fungi; Basidiomycota; Agaricomycetes; Polyporales; Fomitopsidaceae
Exons: 1
Coding region: 220-1854 (544 amino acids)
Source: RefSeq, a predicted model, not a curated record
AACGAGAACAAGAUCACUGCGGAACGGGUUUAGCAAGUGUAGCGACUGCAGAGCGAGAGUGAGGCACAUUUGGAACGAGGACGAGAGCGAGGUAGGACAGAGACCACGGAGCAAGUCAGGAACGGGGUCAACAGCGAGGCUUGGAGAACCAAGAACGAGGUCUGCGACCCUGAGGUGUCGUACGAGGCCACGUCAUUGGCACAGCUCCCCUUGACCAUCAUGCACCCCUUUCGACCCACAUUCCCCCCACUCCGGAAGCAACAGACUAGCCCGCCCCUCGAAUAUCGCGCCCGGGAGCACGACACUCCCGAGCUGCACAACUGGAGCCCACCGCGAGGGGUGGUUCCCUAUUCGUGCUUCUUCCGCUCCGCCUACAGCCUCGCGUCAUCGCGCUCAGAGCACAGGCAAGCACACACAAUCCACCCCAUUCAUUUCCCAUCCACUACCGAAGUCACCACUGGGAUCGUGUACAUGCGAGCCGAGGAAUAUUCCCUUCAUUGCCAGUCUACCAUUACAGCGCAUGUGGAACCGACACCAACGCGCGAUGCGGACGUAGUCGCGAGGUCGACCGCAACGGUACGGUUCGAGUCAGUCACAGAGUCGGCGACUAGUCGUCUCAGAGGCGACAGCACGUACGCACUCGAUGAGCUCUUCACAGCCUCAACAUGUGCACCCUGGACUUACGAGCGGGCUACGGGACCGGGACCCGCGACCGCGACCUACGAGCCAGCUACCGCACACGCAGGCGGCAUGGUGACUGAAUCCACGGAAUCGCAGAACCCCACUGGUGAUCCCGGGGGUCAACACGGUGCGCAGACGAGCGUCGCUGCGGAAAGACAGGGACUCGAGACGAUGAUUCAGGAGCGAGUCGCCUGGCACGCGCGCAUUGUCUUAGUCGAGGACGCCUCUCGCGGUGGGACGGCCGACUCGGACGCCCACGUCACCGUACGCUCGCAGGUUCACCGAGGCUGCUCACUCACGCUUCGCGAGUUCUGGAAUGGAGUAGCAAGUACGGCGAGGACACACGAAGGAGCUACCCUGAGCGAGAGCAUCACCGUGACGAUGAGACCCGGGACGAACGCGAGCACCGACGAUUCAAGCAUUCACGAGCAAUCCGGAGGCAUGCGUGGAGGUGUAGCUGCCGGUUCGGGGAGGCAACACGCGAUGAAUAGAAGAAGUAGCUGGGAGGUGUACACGGGUAAUGCAAGCUCUAUGACACAGGUACCUACGGAAGCGUCGGGCAGCAGUCCAUGUCCACUCGACGAUCUCUUCCUCGAAAUAUCGCGGCUCAGAGCAAGAACGUUCGAGCGAGUCGACGAACCUGCGGGAGAUAGACUUGCUAGGAUCAAGGCCACGCGGACCAGCGACGCAAUAUCGUCGGACACCAGUGUUAGUCCCACGAACUCGGAGCAGACGACGCACCCGCACAACAGGUCGGAAGGAGUUGCAGCGGCGAACAGAGGGCGGGACGAGCGUUCAGCUAGGCGAGCAUCACUGCAUCAAUUCAGCUUAUGCGAGCGCGUCGUAACGGAAGAUACACGAGCGACUUUAGGGCUCGGAGCCUGUCGCGCGAAGGUCAACUUCAGGAUGCUAGAGAGGUCAGGAUACGAGAGCCGGAGCGAACGUUCAACCGGCAGGUCCUGGAGUCCAGCGAGUAACCGAGCACGCGAGCAAGGGAUUCAAAGAUUAGAGGCAACUAGCAACAUUAGCAUCGAAUACAAGGAUAUGCGAGAGCGAGAGGGGCAAGGACGGGAGGCGGGGAGGAGACGCCAUUGGCCAAGGUGCAGACCGCGACUGAGACGUACACGAUCGACCACCGUGAGUACAAAGCGCACAACCACGGCGCGGAGAUAGAGGAAGAGGUCGGGAAUCUGCUGGCGGCGCCGAGACGAGGCUUCACGGUCGAAGACGAUUACCCGCGGCCGGAGGAGCGAACGGGAACUGAGACACGAGGAUCAGGACGGGCGCGAGAAGUGAUUACGGAGGUUAGACUCACCGGUGGAAUCACUGGGAGCGACG